AUGGCUUACCUUUCACCUUCUCUUCCGAAUUUUUCCUCCUGCAAUGAGAAUUCAUUUCUUGAUUCGAUUGUAGUUUCGAUCAACGACUACAUUCUCGGCUUAAUAUCAGAAACGGAAGCAUGGAUUCUGCUUAAGCAGAAAUGCAUCACUAUGUUGCGCAUUGAAGAAGAGAUUACUCUGUUUGAAUUCUCCUCUGAACAAUCUGCUCUCUCAAAUCUCUACUGGGGAAUCGAGAGCAUCGAAGCUUCUAUACAACCCGGAUGCUCGGAAGAGAAGAUAUCUCGUCUGAGAAACUCAGAGAGGAUGCUUCAAAUGCCUGCGUUGCUUGACGAACAAGGGACCACCACUUCAGGUGUUCCAAACAUAAUCUUGGUUGCUUUCUCUUACUUUUACCUCUCCAUUGUGAGCUAUCUCCAAGGUGAUUCCUUGCAGACCACACUGCAUUUUCUCCAGUCGGUUUUGGUCUCCCCAGAGAUUGUAAGAAACAACAUUGCCCCUCAACUCUGCAAGAGCAUUUUCUUCACUCCUGGUGUGUGCAGGUCAGAUGAAGAGCUCAGAGAGAUUGCAAAGAUGUAUAAAUACAGAGCAACUUAUUACCAGGUUAUGUCGUACGGAGAGAUUCAUCAGCCGCCGACUGAAUUUACAGAGAAACCGCUUCGGAGGAGGCUCAAGAAAUAUGGGCAGGAGAUAUCUGCGUCUAAUGCACAUUCAGUUACACAGAAGCUAGAGUUGUCGGAAACCUGUGAGAAGUUAUUGCAGUACCAGAACCUCCAGAGUGUUGAUUUGCAAGAGGAAGAGCUUAAUGAAAUCUUUAACAAAAUCAAAGAAUCAAGGAAAAUUGGAAAAUCUGCGAACAGCUUUGAAGAUUCUCCAUGUUUGGAUUGGAACCUGCAGGAAGAUUACAAUUCAGAGCUUGGAAAAAGUACAAGAGUCAAGUGCCUCAAUGAAUUCUUGAACGAGUCUCAGCCAGAUACUUCAAGCUCCAUAUGCCAUAAUACUAGAGAAGACAUUGGCACGGACUCAUUAGCCAAGUUCUUCUGUGUUCCUCAACAACAAGCUCACAAGGAAUCAACCAAAUCAUAUAAUGAAGACACAUUAGCUAACAGAUCCCACAGUUUCACCGGUAAUUUUAACCGUUCCAUCUUUGACAUUCAGGCUCAGCAAUCAAAUGAAACUUGGAAUACCAACAUAGAAGAUGCCCCUUCUUUGAGGCAACUAGAGCUGGAAGAAAUUUCAGCCUUUGGACAUAAAGGGUCCAUCACUUUUGAAGGAAUGAGGAGAAAUUUGCAUACCAAAACGCGAGGAAGUGGAGUUCAUCAGAGGCAUUCAAGAAGAGCUCAGAGAAUGAGUUUAUGGGAGAACCUUCAGAACUUUAUAACGGAAGUGCUAGGGAAUGAGGAUGAGAAGUAUGUCUCAGAGGUUACAAUGAUCUAUCAAAUGCUAAACAGAAAACAAGGAGUCAAAUAUAGCAUUCUCAAAGAUGUCAUUCUAGAUCAGCUGCUUACGGCUAUUUCUAGCUCCGAGGAGAAAACUGUGAUAAAAGCAUCGAUGACCGCACUUACCAAGAUCAUAUCAGUCAAUAGAACAGCUCUUGAGGAGGUCAAGAGGAAGGGUUUAAAUUUAAGCCAUUUAGCAAAUGCCCUGAAAAAAAAUGUGCAAGAAGCAGCUAUUCUCAUCUACCUGAUAAAGCCAUCUCCAACAGAAAUAAAGAGUCUUGAGCUUUUGCCAGCUCUUGUGGAUGUUGUUGCAUCCACUUCUUCUUCUACUUCUUACACAUUGAAACCUUCACCUCCUAUUUUGACGCCGCCUGCAGCAUCAUUGAUGAUAAUUGAAGUGCUUAUUACUUCUUUUGAUCAUGCUACAAACACAACGCACUUGGCUGCAAUUAGCUCUCCUUCUGUCCUCUGUGGACUUCUUGAUGUUGCAAAAAGUGGAAACUCAGGGGAAUUCAUCUCCUUGGCCAGUAUUCUAGUAAAAUGCAUGCAAUUCGAUGGACUUAACAGGAAGUACAUAUAUCAGCAUACUCGAGUGGCUCCUUUUGCGCAUCUCCUGCAGAGCAAAGACAGAGAAGAAACUUUCAUUGCUCUUCAAUUUCUUCAUGAGAUCCUGAAAAUACCAAGGUCGUCAGCGAUUAAAAUUCUGCAGCAGAUAAAGAAAGAAGGAAGUUUUGACAUUAAGGAUACAUUAAUACAGUGUAUUAAACAGUUUCAGGGCGAUCACAAGCUCUUUGCAGCAGAUAUAUUGCUUCAGCUGACUGCGCUGGAUUCUACUCCUGAGAGCAAAAAGUUCAGAAAUGAGGCCACCAGAGCUCUCAUUGAUGCAGUUACAUAUAGUAAAGGUUCAAAUAUGCAGCUUUUAUCAACAUUCAUUCUUUCGAAUAUCGGUGGAACUUAUUCAUGGAAAGGAGAACCAUACACUGCUGCUUGGCUAAUGAAAAGAGGAGGUCUAACUUCUAUGUCACACAUGAAUAUGAUAAGAGACAUCAACUGGUCAGAUGAAUGUUUACAGGAUACAGGAAUAGAUGGAUGGUGUUGUAAGAUAGCAAGAAGAAUUAUUGAGACAGGAAAAGCCACGUUUUGCGGUUUACAAGAAGGUCUGAAGAGUAAAAACAAGAAUAUUGCAAAGGAAUGUCUUAUAGCCAUUGCGUGGCUCAGUAUAGAGAUUUCAAAAGGUCCAAAUAGUUUAAAAUAUUCAGCAUGUGAAGUCCUACUUGAUGACAUAGCACAAUUUCUACACCCUGGUUUGGAGCUUGAAGUGAGGCUCCUUGCUUGUAUAUGCAUCUACAAUUUUAGCUCUGGCAAAGGAAUCCACAAGCUAAUCAAUUUCUCGGAAGGAAUUAGGGAGUCUUUAAGACGUCUUUCAAAUGUGACUUGGAUGGCAGACGAAUUGCAUAAAGCAACAUAUUAUCUAUUCAGCAAAUCAGACCAGCGCAUAUCUUGUGUUCAUACACAAACCAUAGAGAUGCAUCAAUCUGGGAGUGGAGCUGUAACAGCUCUCAUCUACCAUAAAGGCUUGCUCUUCAGUGGAUACUCAGAUGGUUCAAUCAAGGUGUGGAAUGUGAAUGAGAAAUUAGCCACGAUUAUAUGGAACAUCAAGGAGCACAAAAGCACCGUCACAUGCUUUUCAAUCUCUGAAACAGGAGAGAGUGUCUUCAGUGGAUCUGCAGAUAAAACUAUUAGGAUGUGGCAGAUAGUCAAAGGAAAACUGGAAUGUACUGAAGUCAUAAAAACAAAAGAAUCAAUAAGGAAACUGGAAGCAAUCGGAAAUAUGAUCUUUGUCAUAACCAAGGGGCACAAGAUGAAGGUAGAUAUCUUUCAUAACGCCACAAUAGGGCAGAGACUAUUACAUAAAACAAUAUCAUAUGUAAUAAUCUCCCACUCAGAGGCAGCUAAUAUCUUCUAUCUACAGGUGCUUGAUUCAUCAAGAAUAUCUCAAAGUAUCUUCAAAGGUAAAGGUGUGAAGAGUAUGGUAGCAGCACAAGGAAAGGUUUAUAUAGGAUGCAUAGACUCAAGCAUACAGGAAUUAAUCGUCACGAAUAAACGGGAGAAAGAGAUCAGAGCACCAGCGAGGAGCUGGAGAAUUCAAAACAAGCCCAUCAAUUCAGUGGUUGUGUACAAAGAGAUGUUAUAUAGCACAAGCACCCAUGUUGAAAUGUCUAAUAUAAAGGAUUUGAGAAGGAGUUAUGAUCCCCAAAUGUCAAUAACAGCGGAAAAGGGGUCCCAUAUUGUAGCGAUGGGUGUCGUUGAAGACUUCAUCUACCUGAAUCGAAGUUCAUCUGCAAACACUCUUCAGGUUUGGUUGAGAAGGACACAACAGAAAGUGGGAAGGUUAUCAGCAGGAAGCAAGAUAACAAGUCUCCUUACUGCUAAUGAUAUUGUUUUUUGUGGUACAGAAGCCGGAGUCAUUAAGGGAUGGAUUCCGUUAUAGCUACAAGGGACAAGGAUAUGAGGUAAACAUGACAUUUUUAACAAUCGUCAGACUCAUUUUUCAAAUCAACAUGAAGAAGUAAAUACACAGCUUAAACUAGAGUGAAGUGAAUCUGCUUAUGUAAUACUUGUACAUGUGUUACAGAGCGCCAAUACAUUUAAGAUAUUGUUGAGUCGUCCAUUUCACCUGUGUGUAGAUAUACUAAGUAUUUAUGAGUACCUUGCUA
Eutrema salsugineum is the source of this 4153-nucleotide messenger RNA. RefSeq names its product putative E3 ubiquitin-protein ligase LIN-1. Lineage: Eukaryota; Viridiplantae; Streptophyta; Magnoliopsida; Brassicales; Brassicaceae. The record is from RefSeq and is a predicted model, not a curated record. Gene Ontology annotation, molecular function: protein binding.